AUGGCAGCAGUCGUAGCUUCCAAAGCCAAAGUGAUUGAUAAAGCCUUGCAAGAUCGCCAAGAUGGCGGAUUUGACGAUGUGAUUGUGUGGCCUUCUUCGACGAGCCAUCAUAGCCACAACAGCGUCAGCGACAAAGAGGCAAAGCAGAACGAAGAAGAACUCUUGUUGGAUUACGGCUACGCCGAACCCUCUCCUCGUGGGAAUGUUCCUCGCCGUAGUUCACUCAGCAGCACGAACGAUCCCGAGCGCCGUGCCAUGCGCCGCGCAUCGAUUGGAUACACGGGCGAAAUGACGCUGGUCCUGCCCAACCAUCAAGUCGUCCAGAAACGUCGUUCCAUUACCUUUUCCGACGACGACACGGUCCAUUCCAUUGACUCUUGCUACGACUCGGACGAAGAUGACGAAAUCCUCAACAACAAACGCCAACUCUGGUUCCGCGCCGAAGAAUACCGUCAUAUCGAACGCAACAUUCGCAAUCAACUGGCGGCGGCGGCGGACGAAGAGCGUCCCACGUGGGUGGAAUAUCGCGGCUUGGAAAGCAUGAUGGACGACAAUUGCAGUGUCGCCGAACGGAACAAUGCCAUCCAAAGCGUUCUCGAAGAUCAACAACGUCAAAAGCAAUCGGGAAUUUUCGAUGAACAUGCCAUUGCCACCGAGUAUCAGUACAAUAGUAUGGAUGCACAACUCGUUGCCAAUGAACGGGCCAAAGGAGAUGAAAAGGAUAUUGAAGGGUACAUGGAAAAAACUAAACAGGUGCAGCGCAAGUUUCAGCAAGCCAGGCGCAUGUCGUGUUAG
Messenger RNA from Seminavis robusta, 795 nucleotides. The record is from the annotation of a GenBank genome assembly. NCBI's taxonomy places the organism in Eukaryota, Bacillariophyta, Bacillariophyceae, Naviculales, Naviculaceae.